AUGCAUUGUGUUUUAGAAGCCACAGCCAAGGUGUUUGGCUACCGCUCAGCCCGCAACAAGAUGGCCACUUCUCUCGCGCGCGCAGUCAUCUCCCUUCUCGUCCUCUUGCAGAUCAACAAUGUCUGGUCCGCUCCUCUGGAGGGGUCCCUAGGCUCUAGGCAUGGAAACCCCAAGAGCCAUUGGGUGGAUAUCUGGGCUACAAUGCCGCAACUAGUCGAGCCCUACAACCUGCCUCCGACACCAUUCAACUCCACAGACGCCGUCAUGAGCAACGCGACCAUCCGCCAAACCCUCCGUGUCACCCUCAACGCAGACAAGAUCCGCCUGCGUGUCUCAAACGCCUUCGGAGUCAACGAUUUGACUGUCACCAGCGUCGCCAUCGGGCUCCCCGCGGACCAGAAGCUGGGAACCAGCGUCCUGCAGCAAGGCUCAAGCAAGAAGGUUACUUUCAGCGGGAACCAGAAAAUCGUCAUCCCGAACGGGGCGCUGGCGGUCUCUGAUCCCAUCGAUCUCCCGGUCAAGGCGCAGUCGACUCUGCUGGUUGAUAUCUACCUUGCGCAGGGUCAGAGGGGGAAUUGGAUCACGGGGCAUCCGGGGAGCCGGACGACGUCCUGGCUGUCGUUUGGGGAUUGGGUGGGCGCGAGUAACUUCACGGACUCGUCGGCACUGAGUACCGAUCACUGGUACUUCAUCAGCGCCAUCGAAGCCCCCUUACCACCAUCGACUUCCAGCUUCGCUAUUGUCGGAGAUAGUAUCACCGACGGACGGGGCAGCGACACUAACAAGAACAACCGCUGGCCCGAUCGCCUCAACCUGCGAAUGCAAAAACACCGACCCACCUCUUCCAUCGCCCUUCUCAACCAGGCCGCCGGUGGCAACCGCAUCCUCGCCGACGGCUUGGGGCCCAACACCCUUAGCCGCAUCGAUCGCGACGUCCUCGCGCACUCCGGCGUGCGCUACGCCAUGAUCUUCGAAGGCGUUAACGACAUCGGCGUCGCGGCGGACGAAGCUGCCGCCCAAAAAGACAUCGGGGACCGGUUGCUGGUCGCAUACGCGCAGAUCGCCACCCGCGUGCAGGCGGCGGGCAUCCCCAUCUUCGGCGCGACGGUCACGCCCUUCGGGUCGCCGGCUAGCUCGAACUACACGCAGCCGUACUCGGGUGUCGAGCGGGAGAAGACGCGGCAGCGCGUGAAUGAGUGGAUUCGCUCGAGUGGGGUGUUUGAUGCGGUGUUGGACUUUGAUAAGGCGCUGAGAGAUCCUCGGGCGCCGGAUCAGUUGGCAGAGAGGUUUGAUUCGGGGGAUCAUUUGCAUCCGAAUGUGAAGGGAUAUCAGGCACUGGCGGAUUAUUUUCCUUUGAACGUGUUUGAUGUGUAG
Aspergillus clavatus NRRL 1 is the source of this 1374-nucleotide messenger RNA. RefSeq names its product SGNH/GDSL hydrolase family protein. Bases 1 to 1374 code for a protein of 457 amino acids. The transcript has 4 exons. NCBI's taxonomy places the organism in Eukaryota, Fungi, Ascomycota, Eurotiomycetes, Eurotiales, Aspergillaceae. The record is from RefSeq and is a predicted model, not a curated record.